This is a messenger RNA of Parathielavia appendiculata, 614 nucleotides long. RefSeq lists its product as uncharacterized. Bases 64 to 516 code for a protein of 150 amino acids. The transcript has a single exon. Lineage: Eukaryota; Fungi; Ascomycota; Sordariomycetes; Sordariales; Chaetomiaceae. The record is from RefSeq and is a predicted model, not a curated record.
UUUGUCGCGAGGUAUCUCCGUAGUCCAACCAAUCAACGCGCUUUCCAGCUCUGCCCAUGGCACAUGCAAGCGAGAGGCCCUGCGGGGCACUUUCGUGCGGGGCCCGGGGGUUGCCGGCUUGCGUGGUCCCCUCGUCCGAUCCGUCGUCACCACCUCGCCGGGAUCGCCCCGGUCGGCGGUCGGCAGUCAGGCACCGAAACGGCCUUUGCGCGUACGAGUUUCUGGGCCUUUCCGGUUGAUCCUGGGUUGCUCCGUUUGCCAAGCACUGUGUCCGGGCAUCUGCGAGACUUUCGACAGACGUACGUCAGGCACAUUGAGGAUGGUGGAGGGACGGCCCAUGUCCAGUGCCACCAAGAGUGGCAGGACAUCAAUGGUCACGGAUACACGUGUACGGAGCCGAGGGAGCCACUGAUACUGCGAAAUACCUUAGUCAAGCCAGUCCAUCCUUUGACAAAGUUUGUUCAUUUAAUAGUACGCCAAAACGGCGUGUGCUCCCGGACCAAACCCGUUUCGUGACCGGGUGCUUGGCGGCCGAGACAUGGCCGCCGCGGUCUUGUACAAAGACUUGCGAAUUCAUGGUAGGUUGAUGGAUGAAGUUCCGGACACUGACGGGU